CCUUGCCACAGGAGAGAAGACAAACGACUGAUUUUGUAGAGAAAGCAGCAUAAACCUGUUACUUUAAUUGACUAUUCGAUUACGUCAAACAUCAGAAAUGCAGCAAGGCGACAAAUCUCCCAUGGGUAAAUGCGUAGCCUCGUCAUUCAUCCUUACCACAUUAGUGUUCUUCUCCCUUUUCCUCUUUCGCAUUGCGGAAUCCACCAACAAUUCUCAGGUUCAAUGUAGCAAAACAUGUGUAGCAGAGAACUGUAAUUCAAUUGGAAUUAGAUACGGGAAAUAUUGCGGAUUAGGGUGGAGUGGAUGUCCAGGGGAGAAACCUUGUGAUGAUCUAGACGCCUGCUGCAAGAUUCACGACGAAUGUGUAGAGAAUAAUGGUAUGACCAAUGUUAAAUGUCAUGAGAAGUUCAAGAGAUGCAUAAAGAAAGUGCAGAAGUCUGGGAAGGUUGGGUUUACUAGAGACUGCCCCUAUGAUGUAGCUGUUCCAACGAUGGUACAGGGUAUGGACAUGGCUAUUAUGUUUAGCCAACUUGGAAACUCAAAGCUUGAACUUUGAUCAUUUCACUCUGCCAGCGGGAUACAGUAUACUUGAAAUACUUGCAUUAAACAUUGCUUGUUGAUUCAAUUGUACAACAGGAAUGUUAUUCAUCUCUUUUUAGGAGCUUUUCCUUUUUCAGAAGUCCAUUUUGUAUUAGCGCAAAAGACGUAGUUAUUCAAUUGUAAAGGUUUAUCAGUGGAGGUUACUGUAUGAUUCGAAUUGGUAUCACUGUUUAGUGGUUUUUGAA
Molecule: messenger RNA, 785 nt
Organism: Solanum dulcamara
Lineage: Eukaryota; Viridiplantae; Streptophyta; Magnoliopsida; Solanales; Solanaceae
Product: probable phospholipase A2 homolog 1
Exons: 4
Coding region: 98-556 (152 amino acids)
Biological process (GO): lipid catabolic process; phospholipid metabolic process; pollen tube growth
Molecular function (GO): calcium ion binding; A2-type glycerophospholipase activity
Source: RefSeq, a predicted model, not a curated record